Rasamsonia emersonii CBS 393.64 is the source of this 3393-nucleotide messenger RNA. RefSeq lists its product as uncharacterized. The coding region runs from base 1 to 3393 and encodes 1130 amino acids. Gene Ontology annotation, molecular function: protein binding. Gene Ontology annotation, biological process: lipid metabolic process. The record is from RefSeq and is a predicted model, not a curated record. The transcript has 9 exons. NCBI's taxonomy places the organism in Eukaryota, Fungi, Ascomycota, Eurotiomycetes, Eurotiales, Trichocomaceae.
AUGUCCGAGACAACCAUAUCGUUCGGCACGCCUCCUCCCUUGAAACUUCUCUCGCUCGAUGGAGGCGGCAUCCGCGGCCUGUCCUCUCUCAUCAUCCUCAAAUACCUGAUGAAGAGAGUCAGGCCACAAAGUCCACCCAAGCCAUGCGAAUAUUUCGAUUUGAUCGGUGGGACGAGCACUGGAGGGCUCAUCGCCAUCAUGCUGGGCCGACUUCGCAUGGAUGUGGAUACUUGCAUCGCAAAAUACCUUGAGCUGUCCUCUGCGGCGUUCCAACUAAAGCGGUCCAAGGCAAAUAUCUUUGGGAAAGCAAAGGACUUCUGGAAGGCUGACGCCGCCUAUCGUUCUGACUGGCUCGCAACUGAGUUCAAGAAGGUGGCCGAGGCCCUCGAAGGAGAUGAGCAGGCGACAUUGAUUUACCCGGACACAACCUGCAGAGUGUUCGUCUGCGCAUUCACCAAAGCGCUCAACACCCCCGUCCGGCUUCGCUCGUACAUGACAGAAGACUCCGUAGAGACGUUAUCGAGCACCGGAUGUCGCAUCUGGGAAGCUGCCCGCGCCACGUCUGCCGCCGCCACCUUCUUUGACCCGAUCGUAAUAGGCCGGCAAAAAUACGUCGACGGAGCGACUGGCUUCAACAACCCGGUCGAAGCCGUCCUGGAGGAAGCGGUAUCGAUCUGGCCCGAUGCCAUCCCGGGAAUCCAGUGCCUGGUGAGCAUUGGAACCGGGGUCCCGGAUCCAAAGGACUUUGGCGAUAACUUGAAGGAGGUGAUAAACACGCUGAAAGCCAUCGCGACUGAAACAGAAGAGACGGAGAGGCGAUUCUUCCAGAAUCACAAGCAUCUCGGUCUUGGCGACCGCUACUUCCGGUUCAACGUUGACAAGGGCUGGGCGGGCCCCGGUCACCAAAGACAUCAAGGAUUCCUACCUCACUUGGUUGACCUGGGAGCACUGGCCUACUUCUACUUCUCCUUCCAGAGCAAGGAAUGUCAAGACCUUCGGCAUUUCAAGUACUCGAUCCUGAUCCAAAUCGUCCACCAUCUUGUCCGGCCUGAUCCAAAGCAUCAUGACCAUUUCUACGUGCCAAAGGCGUUCUGUGAUCUGUACGAAGCGUAUCAACCGUCCCGAAAUCCCAAGAUGGAGGACCUGGACGCAACGUUCCUCGGCGUUCUCAACGAAUCAAAAGAGACAUAUAUUGUAGUUGAUGCCCUGGACGAAUGGCCCUCCACAACAGAUCGAGAGGACGUCAUCACCUUUUUGGCCGAACUCUUUCGCACGGCCCCCAGCGGCAUUCACAUCUUGAUCACCAGCCGGCGAGAAGAGGAUAUUGAACUCAGCAUUAGUCAGAUUCCGAACCAGAAAAGCAUCGUCCCGUUUGAAAUUGCCAAAGUCAACGCCGACAUCCGAGCCCACCUUCAGGACCGCAUGGCCAAAGUACCCUACCGGAGGUGGUCCGAUUCUCUCAAGAACAAAGUCGUCAACCACCUGACAGAACUGGCCGAUGGCGUCUUUCGCUGGGUGGACCUCCAGAUCCGGGACCUGGCAGGAAAGGCCCGAGAGAAGGACGUUGAUCGCGCCCUCCAACGACUGCCAAAGACGAGGAGGCCACUGCCGUUCUUUGAUUGCUCGCAUAUGCAGGUCGUCCUCUGCUCCUCCGCGACGCGGCGGAAAUUGCCGCUUUCAAGAUCACCAGAGAGGAGUCAGCGUCUGAUCAGCAUGACGAAUAGUCAGUGUCAUUCUCCCCCAAUAACCAGCCCCUCGUGGGUCCGGCGGAUUCUGUCCGGACUAGUGAUCGUAUCGGGCAUUGACGAUCAUCAAUCAUCCGUUCAGGACGACGUCCCCAAUAAUCAUAAUGGGACCAUCUCCUUCGCCCACUUGUCGGUCCGGGAAUACUUAGAAAGCGCUGCGGUGUCUCCACCAUACUCCCGUUUGACGAACAAAGCCAGCCAGUGGUUUAUUCUCAAAUACUGCUUGGCAUAUAUCCGUCACUACGACGGCACCCCCGAACCAUCCAAAUCGGCUCCGUACCGUCUUCUCCUGUAUGCCUGCAAGUAUCUGUGGUAUCACGUUACAGCGCUAUGCGGCGGUGCAGACCAGGACAUCGUUUUGGCUGCUAUCAAGGCGCUGAUUGCGCCGCAGCACAAAGCUCAUGGAUCUGCGUUCGCAUUAUCGGUCCGGGCAGCACCCUUUCUAACGGAUGACCAGACCGGUACGAUCACUCGGUCUGCCCUCAGCCACUGUCUCGAUGCAGUUGACAAUGAGGGGCAUUUCGAAGAACUCUCGUUCGAUUUAGAAGACCCCUCAGCUAUUCAUCAGGUCUCAGGCCUGGGCGAGAAGGCAUUAGUCGCGCUGAUGCUUAAUGCUGGGGUGGAUGUGAACGCAAAGGACUGGGAUGGCCGGACGCCAUUGUCAUGGGCCGCAGCCGGUGGCCAUGUCGAAGUGGUGCGCUUCCUUCUUGACAGCGGAGCCACAGCCACAGAAGUUCUUGAGAAAGACACUUGGGGCGCGACUGCACUCGCCAUGGCCGUGGCGGGAGGAUAUGAGGAGGUGGCACGAGUCCUUAUUGAGAAUGGGGCGGAUGUGGAGCGCCAGUUCGGCACACGGUCACGAAGGCGUUCUGAGGAUCCUUCUCGAGAUGGGUGCGGAUAUCCAAGGCAGAGGAUGCGAAAGGAAGGACUGCAAUUGCACGUGGCCGCGCUAGGCCGGUCAGGCGUGCCGCGAAGUCUGUUCCUACCAGCGAUGCCCGAAUCGACCGAACCCCCCGCACACAAGAAGAGAAUGACUCUGCAACUGCUCGUCGAGCAUGGGGCCGAUAUCGAUGCAGUUGAUGAGAACGGGAUGACACCAUUGUCUUUGGCGGUGGUAGGGGGCAAUGUCACCGCUAUCCAGGUGCUCCUCGAAAUGGGAGUCACUGUUAAUGCAACAGCAGAGCCACUUGUUUACUCCGCAUCUAGCAAGGGAAACAAGGCGGUGAGAGGGUGGAUGGACGCCUUUACACGUAGCGGCUGCCAAAGGGUACAAGGCCGGGUUCGAACUCUUGUCGACAAAGGGGCAAAGCUCGACGCCAGGAAUGAGUCUGGGUGGACAGCGUUGACCAUGGCCACUGCCAAUGGACACCUUGCCGUCGUAAGAGUCCUGAUAAAAGGCGGUGCAAAUCUGGAAGUGACGAAUAAUGAUGGGAGGACAGCAUUGCAUGAAGCCGCCGCGAAAGGGAAACGCAGGAUAUUCGAUCUGCUAGUCGAGAAAGGGGCUGAUGUAGAGGCCAAGGACAAAGAUGGUUUGACGCCUCUGAGCCUGAGAGAAAACCAUGUCGCCAGUAAGGAUUCUCGAGGAUCUGAAGAGGAUUCGGAAGACGACUCCAAAUAUUUCAUCAUGAGGAAGUUCAGAAUCGACUAG